Parathielavia appendiculata is the source of this 2478-nucleotide messenger RNA. RefSeq lists its product as uncharacterized. NCBI's taxonomy places the organism in Eukaryota, Fungi, Ascomycota, Sordariomycetes, Sordariales, Chaetomiaceae. The record is from RefSeq and is a predicted model, not a curated record. The transcript has a single exon. Bases 1 to 2478 code for a protein of 825 amino acids.
AUGCCUUUGUGGCCUUUUCGACGGAAAAGCCGCCGACGGCGAGGGCGGGCGAAUAUGGCCGACCAGGAAGAACAUGGAGGACUAGCACCCGGAGCUGGGCUUCCACCCCGGAGCCAGACUGUUCCAGAGGUCGCCAUGGCUCAUGAUGAUGCCCCAGCACCAGAGCGACAAGGGAGUAAACGACAGCGGACAGAAACAAACAAACUUCAUCGCAGGCCUCGGGCCUACAGUUUCUCACCGGGACGUGAUGAUGCGGAGCGAGUGGGCAGGAAAAAGAGCGCCAGGGCUCAACGAGGGACGAAUGCUUUUCUGCCACACGGGUCGGUGCCUCAAACCAUGGCCACUCCUGGCAUGGAUGCUGCGAGGGAUGAGAUGUUAUGGCGCGUGCCCACACUUCACAACAAGAGAGAUGGCGAUCACCUACCCAGGAAAAUGUCGACGAAGAAACGGCGGAAGAAUGACCCACAGCGCGAGGCCGAGAUCAAGGCCAUGAGCAACUUUGCUCCUGUUCGACCAGCUGCCGAAGAUUGGAUGGCCGGCCGCCCAGUGAAGAAGGAGAGCAGGAGAAUGAGGACGGGUAUCGGUGUCAGCAUCAAGGGGACUGAAUUCGACAAGUACAACCGGUCUUCAGAUAUAUCGUUGCCUCUGCCCGAAUCGAUAGACACGGCCCUCUCAUCCGACUCGGAUUACAUUUCAUACAAGGUUUCGGCUCUCGAAGCUCUUGCACCACGGCCAACUUUACGCUAUACUACGCACCCAAAACCAGGAGCUUCUGUCCGCGACGGCGAGGGGUUGGUGAGGCGGCCGUCCCAGCCACGGACGAAGCUGACCGAGCAAAUUCCCGAAGCAACACUCAAAGCACACAAGCGCAUCGACAACCUCGCCGACGAUCUCACUGCCAGUGAUCUUCGAGAACUCAUGGAACGAGACCAGCGGCGGCGGGCACGGAAGAGACAGCUGGAGCAAGAGAGAAUGGAGCGGAGGAUCGCAAGGCGCGCCGAGAAGCAAAAAGCCGCCGAGGCCGAAGCUGAGAGACAUGGGAGGGAAUCGCCCCCCAACAUGGAAAGAGGCAUUCUCGGCCGGGAAGACGUAGGGCUGGGACUUGACCCAGCUUCCGCCAUCGUCACGUCAUCAAGGAUACGACAUCCCGAUGAGCUGCGGGAGGUGCUGCAUGGAUCACACGGAUCACAGGAACCCCGCGAGAUUGCCACGAGUCGGGAUGGGAACCAGUCACACCCUUUGUCUGCAUUCCACCGAGUCGACAGCAAUCCGUUGCAGCCGCCGGAGGCUCCCUCCGAAGCCAGAGAACAGCAUGUUCCAUCCCCAACGAUUGCUCCAUCGAAGGGCUCGUUCCGCAGGAAGUUUUCGCGCUCCAAGUCUCCUCAGGAGUCGGUACCAAGAACAGAGCAAUCAGAGACGACAUCGAAAGCGGCGGAGGGCGGCACUUCCAAAGGCCCGCGCUCUUGGACCUCGUUCUUCAGAUGGGGUAACAAGAACAAGCGUAGUUCCGGGGGACCGUCUUCUUUCUCCAAUACAUCCCGGGACUCGAUGCAAAUAAUCCAAGGCCCGGUGCCCCCUGCACACACCGGAGCGCGUCGCAUGAGCUCCGGUGUCCCGAAACGGACCAUGUCGCGAUUCCGUGAAGAUCUCCCCGAGUUGCCGAUUUCACCUCCCCCAUCUCGCCUGCAGUCGCCUGACGCGGAGGCCAUACGGCCCAUGGGCAAGUCAUCGACUGACUCGCAUGCAACUGCCACAGAAACUUACCCAUCGCCACCAGCCUCCCGGCCGAGGCGGGACACACUGAUAUCCGAACAACAGUCUGUCGAGGCGAUGCGGCAAACACCUUCAACUUUUAGCCAUCCGGAUGAGCCUGGUGUCUCACCCGAACCGCAAGCCAUGUCUCUGGCGUCGAUCGACUCGGAGGGAUCAUGGUUUUCGGGGAGGCUGGCCAAGAAGCGGAAGUCAUCGGGUAUCUUGGACAACGCAUCCGGUCUGCGCCUGCCUAGGCGGACGCCGGAGUCUGACAGCGAGCGCCGUCCAGAACAGGAACACGGGGCCGAGGACAUGGACAUUGCCGACGACGAUUAUCUCUCACGUCUGACCCCUUCACACGGCGAGCGGUCCGCAUGGAAUCGCAAGUCUACCGGGGAAGCGAGGCCGUCAAGCGAUUGGGGCGACGACGAGGCUCACUGGGGCAGCGUCAAAGGCCAGCAGCCCACGGUUGUGCGCUCGCACCCGGUCGGGCGGGUCAAGAGCCGCGAGGGCUUGCUCAAAUCGUCCGAUACGCUUGAACAGGCGGAUCAAGACGGCAGCAGUGACGGCAGUGAGGAGGCCGGGCUUCAACGAGCAACAAGUAUCGACUAUGGGAAGGCGCACGCGCGACGCAUCAGCGCCGGUAGCGCACGCUUGCUCUCGAUAACGCCCCGCUCAUCGGUCGAUGCGAAGCACGCCAUCAUGGCGCAGACGGACAAGGCUUGA